Mesocestoides corti is the source of this 1620-nucleotide messenger RNA. NCBI's taxonomy places the organism in Eukaryota, Metazoa, Platyhelminthes, Cestoda, Cyclophyllidea, Mesocestoididae. The record is from the annotation of a GenBank genome assembly.
AUGCGGGCCGCUCCUAUCGUCGUCCUCAACCAAAAUACUAGGCGUGAGCACGGAAGAGAUGUUCAAUUAGGCAAUAUUGAUGCCGGGAAGACAGUGGCUGAUGUCGUGCGUACUUGCUUGGGGCCUCGAGCCAUGUUAAAGAUGCUGCUGGAUCCAAUGGGAGGAAUAGUUAUGACAAAUGAUGGCAAUGCGAUUCUCCGCGAGAUCACUGUCGAACAUCCGGCUGCGAAAUCUAUGAUCGAGAUUGCCAGGACUCAGGACGAAGAAGUUGGUGAUGGCACGACGUCCGUUAUUGUUCUCGCUGGUGAGGUGCUUUCUGCAGCGAUUCCCUGUUUGGAAAAACAAAUCCACCCAACAAAAAUCAUUGCGGCUUUUCGCCAGGCCUUAGAAGAUAUCACUACAGCGAUCGAUUCUAAGUUUAGCGUUCCAAUUGAUGCGAACAACCACGAGGCUAUUGUAAAUCUCGUCAAAAGCUGUGUGGGAACUAAGUUAAUCAACAAAUGGGUCGAUUUGGCGUGCAAGUUGGCCAUAGAAUCCGUCAAAGUUGUUACAGUUGUCGAUGGUGGUCGUAAGGUAAUCGAUACAAAGCGUUAUGCCAAAGUCGAAAAGAUCCCUGGAGGCUCAAUCGAGGAAUCAUGCGUUUUGGAUGGGGUUAUGUUUAACAAAGAUAUAUUGCAUCCCAAAAUGAGGAGGCGUAUUGAAAAGCCACGCAUUUUAUUACUUGAUUGUAGCCUGGAGUAUAAAAAAGGCGAAAGUCAAACAGCUAUGGAAAUUUCUGGCGAAAAAGAUUUUACUCGUGCUCUUGAAAUUGAAGAGGAGUAUGUCAGUAAGGUUUGUGAAGACAUUAUCCGCUUCAAACCCGACGUUGUUAUCACGGAAAAGGGCGUAAGCGAUUUAGCCCAGCAUUUCUUGGUGAAAGCAGGUAUCUCAGUUAUCCGCAGACUUCGUAAAACUGAUUGCCUCCGAAUUGGACGUUGCACUGGUGCUACCAUUGUUAGCCGUACGGAUGAAAUUAAAGAGGAAGAUAUCGGUACUCGGGCUGGUUUGUUCGAAGUGAAAUUAAUCGGUGAUGAGUACUUUACUUACAUUACUGGAUGCAAAGACCCUAAAGCUUGUACUAUUCUACUCCGUGGUGCCAGCAAAGACGUUCUUAACGAAAUUGAGAGAAAUUUGCAAGAUGCAAUGUCAGUUGUACGGAGUGCCUUUAUGGAUCCACGAUUGGUCCCUGGUGGUGGAGCGCUAGAGAUGGCUUUGGCCCAAGAGCUGGGUCAGAAAGCGAAAUCUGCUGUUUCUGGUGUACAAAAGGUUGCAUACCUUGCUGUUGCUCAGGCCUUGGAAGUUAUUCCUAGAACCUUGGCUCAAAAUUGUGGCGCUAAUGUUCUAAAACAAAUAACAGAACUUAGGGCUUAUCAUGCUAUUGAUCCCGCAAAGAACUGGACCAUGGGCAUUAAUGGUGAAACAGGUCAGCUUGUGGAUAUGAAGGAACUGGGUGUCUGGGAUCCUUUGGCCGUUAAAUCUCAAGCCUUCAAAACCGCUAUCGAGACGGCAAUUUUGCUUCUGAGAAUUGAUGACAUUGUGUCCGGCACAAAAAAAGCUUCCGAUGCUGAUUCGAAGCCUUGA